AUGUCUUACGAUUGCGAUGGGAAUAAUGUAGUAGACCAAUUUUCGUCUAUGAGUAUCCACACACAACAAUCAAAUGAUGGUGGUUCAAAAAUCUAUGUACCUCCCCAUUUGAGAAAUCGCGGAGCAUCAAACGGCGUUGUUGAAUCCUCAAAUGAUUAUAGUCAGUUUUCACGCCCUUCUCGAGGCACGACUGGUGAUAAUUUUCGUGGACGUUCUAGUCGUGGUUUUUAUGGUAACAGAGGAUCGAAGAUAGGAAACGACUGGCAACAAUCAGACACACGGUGGCAAAGCUUCAAUGGAGGUUACCAGCCGCGGAAUAGCAAUUACUCCUCUGGCCCUAAUAUUCCUAGACGUACUUGGAGUUCACCCGGUGAGGAUUGGACUCAACAGUUACCUCGAAAUGAGCGCACAGAGCAGGAAUUGUUCAAAAAUGUGAGCGCAGGCAUAAAUUUUGACCAAUAUGACAACAUUCCUGUAACUGCAACGGGUCCAAAUUACAAUGAUAGUACAUCAACAAUAUCGUCAUUUACUGAGCUUUCAUUGCAUAAAAUAAUACGUGACAAUGUCGAUAUGGCCCAUUACGAACGGCCUACGCCAGUACAAAAACAUGCAAUACCAAUCAUUGCAUCAGGUCGAGAUCUGAUGGCCUGUGCCCAAACCGGCUCAGGAAAGACUGCAGCGUUCCUUAUUCCAAUUUUAAAUAAUAUGAUAAAUCAGGGUCCUGGUGACUCUAUAUGUGCUACUAUGGAUAACAAUCGGAGAAAGCACUUUCCGGUGGCACUAAUACUGGCUCCGACCCGGGAGUUAGCGUCACAAAUAUUUGAUGAUGCUAGAAGAUUUGCAUAUAGAUCCAACAUCAGACCAUGUGUUCUAUACGGUGGUGCUGAUAUGAGAACACAGUUGAUGGAGCUAUCUAAAGGGUGCAAUUUAUUAGUUGCUACUCCUGGUCGAUUAAGUGAUGUUUUAGAGCGGGGUCGCAUUGGUUUAGAUUAUUGUCGAUUUCUGGUUUUGGAUGAGGCUGAUCGUAUGUUGGACAUGGGAUUUGAACCACAAAUUCGUCGUAUUGUUGAGCAGGAUGCUCUCCCACCUGCUGGUGAGAGGCAAACACUUAUGUUUUCCGCAACUUUCCCUAAUGAAAUUCAGGCUUUAGCUAAAGAUUUUUUGCACAGCUAUAUUUUUUUGACGGUUGGACGCGUUGGAAGCACUAGUGAAAAUAUCACGCAAACUAUACUUUGGAUUGAGGAAAAUUCUAAACGAGAUGCUCUGAUUGAUCUACUUGCUAAUUCAGAUACAGGUACGCUGACAUUAGUUUUCGUCGAGACGAAACGUGGUGCAGAUGCUCUUGAGAAUUAUUUGUACUCUCAGAAGUUCCAAGUCGCAAGCAUACAUGGAGAUCGGACUCAAGAGGAUAGGGAAUUGGCCCUGUCUUGCUUCCGUACGGGUCGAACCCCAAUACUCGUAGCAACUGCAGUUGCAGCACGUGGACUGGAUAUUCCAAAUGUUAAGCAUGUCAUUAACUACGAUCUACCUUCAGAUAUCGAAGAGUAUGUGCAUCGUAUUGGUCGAACUGGUCGUGUUGGGAAUCUCGGACAAGCCACUUCAUUUUUUAAUGAUAAAAAUCGUAACUUAGCUCGUGGUUUGGUUGAGUUACUUGAAGAGGCCAAUCAGGCCGUUCCACCAUGGCUAAAGGCAUUCACAAACGACGGGAGGCCAACAGGUUUUCAGCGUCCUAAGAACAAUCGUCGGGGAGGUGGUUUCGGGGCUCGCGAUUAUCGACAAGUUCCAUCUCGUGGUGGUGGUAAUGGUUCUAAUCGUCCUUCAAUGACAUCAUCAAGGGACUAUGGAAUGCUACCAGACGGUGGCUACUAUGACUCUCAACCUAAAACAAUGUCCCAAAGUUCUGCAGACUGGUGGGGAAAUUAA
Molecule: messenger RNA, 1923 nt
Organism: Trichobilharzia regenti
Lineage: Eukaryota; Metazoa; Platyhelminthes; Trematoda; Strigeidida; Schistosomatidae
Source: the annotation of a GenBank genome assembly